Molecule: messenger RNA, 4176 nt
Organism: Cavenderia fasciculata
Lineage: Eukaryota; Evosea; Eumycetozoa; Acytosteliales; Cavenderiaceae
Product: DNA polymerase V family protein
Exons: 6
Coding region: 1-4176 (1391 amino acids)
Biological process (GO): regulation of DNA-templated transcription
Cellular component (GO): nucleolus
Molecular function (GO): DNA binding; transcription factor binding
Source: RefSeq, a predicted model, not a curated record
AUGGUCGGUUUAAACAACAACAACAACAAUAAAGAAGAAGAGGGUCAUACUGCCGAGUAUGACGCCUACAAUAGUAGCAAUAUCGGUACACUCGAAUCUAUGAAGCAUAAAGACACCAUCCUUCAAUGCUUCUACGACAUUAUCUCAGCUGAUGAAGGUACCCGUAUCAACGGUGUCUCUACCCUCGUCUCGACACUCUCAGAUAUUCAAAAGAAGUUUAAUCCUGCAGAUCGUCGUGAUCUUUCAAAAUAUGCAUCAUCAUCAAUAGGUAGAUCCAAAGUAGCAAAUGAAAAGCUUACAAUUGAAUUAAACUAUUCACUCAAGAGACUUGUUUAUGGUUUGGCUUCAUCACGUGAACUCACCAAGAUGGGUUUCUCAUUGGCGUUGGGAGAGUUGAUCAACGCAUUGCCCGAAAUCGAUAUUGGAUGGAUGUUUGACUUUAUUAUGCAUACAUUGGAUAUUACAGGUAGAGACUUGUCAGAGCGUGAGUCUCACUAUGGUCGUUUGUUUGCCUUGAUGGCUCUCAUCCGUUCGGGACGUAUCGAAGAAUCGUACAAGUUGGUGACCGAGCCAACCAACAGUUUUGCCUACAACGGCAACACCCCAUCCUCUGAACACAUCGUCGAAGCCAUCAUCGAACAACUCAUUUUCAUCUCUCGCAAACGUGCAAUCUAUGUCGACUUGUCAUACGAACUCUUGGUCUCGGUCAUUGAAUUGUUGGACGAGAGUAACCUCCCCAUCCUUUGGUCUCACAUCAAAACCUUGAUCCCCGAAAAAAUAGACGACUAUUCUCCAGAACUUUUAUCACUUUUAUAUUUUAUUUCUGCCCGUUUCUCUUCAUUUGAUAUUACAAAAUCAUGCAAGGGAUGGUCAAACAAAUCGAUUUUCCAUCAAAGCAAUUUAAAGUUACUUAAAAAUAUCUAUAGUGAGACUGUCAAGAGUCACCCAAGAGUACAUAAGAUCUGGAAACUUACCAUCAAUGCUUUGGUUCAAGGUCAUAAGGAAAAUGCAAGUUUAAUCGAAUUUUGGAAUGUUGUUGUAGAAAACAAUUUGUUUAGAACAUCAUCAAACAUGAAAAAGUAUUUAGGUUUACAAUUGUUUGAAAUGUUGUUACCAAUGAUUCCAACCACUUCAAUGAAAUUCUUCUUUACAAAGAAUGUUAUCUAUUAUUUAAAUGAUUCUCUAAAGACUGAUAGUGCUCUCCAUGAAAUAGGUUCUCAAGUUUUCCAAGGAAUUGCAAAGGUAGCAGAAAUUUCACAAACUCAUAGAUUGGAAUUGAUUUAUUUCUUCUCGAUUAAUCAUGACAAGUUACAUGACAGACAAGUUCCAGUUGAUGUUAUUACAGCUUUGGUUCGUGAUAUUGAUGCCGAGCAUGUUGCCAAGUACACCGAGUUUAUCAUUGACUCUUUCUACAAUGCUCAUCCAAAGAAGGGAGACGUUGUUGUCUCGGCUACCGAGAAGAAGUCAUCCGAAGAGUCUGACGAGACUGAAGAGGCCGUCGGCACACAAAACAUGCGUAGCUGGGCCAUCCUCCAACUCAACAUUGUCGCCAAGGACUCGAUCAAGAGACCAACCAGCUUUAUUGUAUCAAUCGAACAAACUAUUGCUCGUAUCGCCAAAUUCUUUUAUUUCAACGCUUUCUAUAAUAAUUCGAUCAUUCCUCCAACCACCCAAGCCACACCAAGCAAGAAGAAGGCUGCUACUGCCAAGACUGCUGCUGUCGCUACCUCGGCCGAUCCAUUUGACGACAAGUUGAUUACUCGUGUCCCCGAAUACCCAAUCGGUCACGCUACCCGUGCAUCAUGUGUCUCCAAGUUCUACUCGAUUCUCGAAGAGUUGACCACACUCAACCUCGCUCCAAAGACACCAGCCUCCAAGGACGACACUGUCCUCGUCAAUCCAGUCGACCAAAUCACAGGUGUCACAGAGACUGGCGAGCUCUGGAUUUCAUUUGUCUACAACUUCCAAUCAUACAUCUUUUCUAGACCCGAGCCACGUCCAUUGACCACCACAUUUUUGCCAAGUGGACUCAAGCCAAUCGAAAAGGUCACCCGUAUCAUCAGCCAAUUGCACGCUAUUCCAAUGGCCAACCGUUCCGUCCAUGUCAAGGGCUUUGAACUCUUGUUCACUCACAUUGCCUUGCAAUACGUUGUCGACCCAAUGGAAAUCUCAGAGUUUGUUGACGAUCUCGUCGAAGCCUACGAAGACCUCACCUCGGCUGCUGCCAAGGCUGCCGCUGCCUCGACCCCUGCCAAGAAAAAGGCUGCUGCCAAGGCUGCCGCUGCUGAAAGUGACAAGCCAUCCGCCCUCAUGGUGUUGAUUGAUAUCUUGAUCAGUUUGCUCGACCACAGCUCAUCGCUCCACAAGACUGUCGUCAAGCAAAUCUUUGGCAUCUUUUCCGACCAAAUGACCAUGCCCGCCUUUGAACACAUCAUCAACAUUAUCACUACCCCAAUCGAUGACAUCUUUGACCAAAAUGAUAAUGGUGAAGCUGAUGAUGACGAUGAAGAUGAUGAUCUUGAAAUCGUCAGUGGUGAUGAAAUGGAUAUUGAUGAAAAUGGACAAGACAAUGAAGAAAAUGAAGAUGAUGAUGAUGACGAAGAAGAAGAAGAAGAAAACCAAGAUGAUGAUGAAGAAGAAGAGGAAGAAGAAGAUUCAGAUGAUGAUGACAAGGUAGAUCCAGAAUUUGUUGCACGUUUAAAGAAACAAUUGGCAGGCCAUUUGUUAUUGGAAGAGGAUGAUGAUGACUCGUUGGACCCACCAACCGAAGAACAAGCCAAGCAACUUGACAAGUCACUUGCAGCAGUUUUCAAAAACAAAAAGGAAAAGAAGUCCAAUUUCCAAGACCUCAAGAGCAAGUCACUCAACCUCAAGAUCCGUCUCAUCGAUCUCAUCGACCAAUACAUUAAAAAGUACUCCAAUGUUGCCAAUCCACUCGUCUUUGAGUUGCUCCCACGUCUCAUUGAAGCAUCACUCUCUGAAGACCCAACCAUCUCCAACAAGAUGGUGUCACUCUUUAAGAACCGUGUUGGUGGCAUCAAGUCGAUGGGCGCCACCGUCCCCGCCGCCGUCCCCACCAAGCUCAUGAACAUCUGUUUUGACCGUCUCAUCAAGGCCAAGACCAUGUCGGUUGCCGAGCGUAGUGCCAAGCCAUUCCAGUUUGUCAUGGCUGCCCACACCAUCUACAUGGCCAUCAAGGUGCUCCAACAAGCCAACAAGUUUGAGCCAGCUGCUCUCACACGUCGUCUCAAGGAAGUGACCGAGAAGAAGUUGAUCUUGGACAAGGGUGGUGUUUCUGCAUCGUUCCUUGCCGAGUUUGCCUCACGUUACCCUCAAUUUGCCUGGGACUAUGUACCCAAGUUGCUCAACUACAUCAAGGAGGGAUGUCCAGACUUUUGCAUCAAGAAGUUCCUCAGCAUCAUCAACUCGCUCGUCGAGCACAAGGAACAACACGGCACCAACGGUGACUUGUACCUCAAGCAAGCUCAGCCCCUCUUUGCCUCGGUCAUUGCCGUCAUCUCGUCGGCUUCCCUAAAGUCGCGUUCUGUCUUUGACAUCCUUGCCACACUCACCGCCUACGUCACCGUCGCACUCACCUAUGUCUCGGUUGAAAAGUUCAACGAAAUCGUCGAUGCCUACAAACUCGAGAACCACUUGUCGGCAAUGUGCGACAAGCACAAGAGUCAGGCCCAAAAAGAAGCCUCCAAGAAAAUCCUUCGUCUCCUCCAGGUCGAGUCUGACCUUUUGGAAGCCCCCAAGCGCAAGCGCAAGGGCAAGACCUUUGAACACUCAUACCUCACCGUCGACAAUGCCCAGCGUGGCCAAGCCAACCCAGGCCUCAAGAUUGAUAACAAGCUCCAACACAAAAAGAAAAAGAGAUUCCAAGAUAUCGAUGAAGGUGCUCAAUUGUAUAGUGAUAUAGCCAAUGAAAAUAUGUCUGGAAAGGAUGUAAGAAGAGACAGAAAAUUGGCAAGAAGAGCAGAGAAAAAAUUAAAUCCAUCAGAAGAAAAUAGCACCACCGGCGCCGAAGACAAUAAUACUACUAGUAACACAACAAAGAAGGAUAAAAAGAAAAAGAGAGAAGAUUUUGACAACAACAACAAUACUAGUGAAAGUUUAAAAGAAAAUAACUCUGAAGAAAAAGUUAAACAACCUUUGAAAAAGGUUAAAAAAUAA